Messenger RNA from Drosophila eugracilis, 6308 nucleotides. RefSeq names its product zinc finger protein 768 (gene jim). The record is from RefSeq and is a predicted model, not a curated record. The coding region runs from base 1878 to 4364 and encodes 828 amino acids. Lineage: Eukaryota; Metazoa; Arthropoda; Insecta; Diptera; Drosophilidae. The transcript is spliced from 6 exons.
AACACCGCAACAACAACAACAACAACAACUACUACUACAACAAUAACAGCAACAAUUACAACCACUGCAACAAACAACAUCAAACAACCAACCGAUAACAACUGCAUAAUCAAUAUAACUAAUUGAACGAAUAACAAGAGUACAUGAAAUAAUAUAAGAAAUUUGUAACCAUAAUAAAAAGUCUAAUCAAAUAAACUAAACCGAGAAAUAAAUCAAAGCGCAACAAUUAACGAAAAACAAAACCAAAAGAACACAGCCAACAAACCAGCAAAGCAAAUCAAAUCAAAUCAAAGCAAAUCAAAGCAAAGCAAAAACGAAAAACAAAAAUAGCACACACGAAAUAGCCAGGAAAACAUAGAUACCAUAACAAGAAGCAGCAAAACAAAGCAACAGAAGCAAACGAAAAUAGCAACCGAAGCCAACACAAAACCUAUCGAAACAGAAUCAGAACCAGAAAUAGCCUUACAACCCGCCUCCAAAACCAAAUCCAAUAGCAGAAUUCAAGGAAUAUAACCGAUAACUGAGACCGAUAACAGGAUAACAAAUAGAAAAUAGAGCAACGAAACAGUAACAGUAACAGAAACAGAAACAGCAACAGCAGAAGUGAAAACUGAAAUUCAAAACCAAAAGCCAAAUAAACAAAAGAGGAAUACAAAAACGGAAAUAGCCAAAAUUUGUUAAAUUUAUUUUGUGUGUUUUUAACGGGAGAAAAGCAAAACGCAAAAAGCAAGAAAAAAUUGUCCUAACGGAAAGAAAAACAGAAAAUAUUUGUCGUUUUUAAAAUUGAACUCUUGUGUUGAGGUUUAUAUAUUCGCUUUAGUCCUUAAAUUUUGUGUUCGUCAAAAAACGGUCGAGAAAAUGUUCUUAAAAAGUCUUGAAUGAAUCGAGCUGAGAAACACUUUAUAAACUUUGAGAGGUGAAGCAAUCAAAAUAAAGGAAGCGGCAAUAACCAUUUCGCAAGUGAAGAGCAGCAAACUGUAGAAACAGCUUUGUGCAAAGUUGCGCAAUCACAAGUGUACAUUUGUGUAUGUGUGUGUGGACGUGUUAGUGCUAGAAGUUCACGUUAGCAGAGGAGAUAAAUCGGAUUGGAGAACAUCACUAUAUCAAUAUAUAUCCAUAUACAAAUUAUCUAAAAUUGUUCAUAUCGUGGCAAAAGCUAAAUAUGAUCUUAAAGCAUGUAAAAUCCGUUUUCGAAAGCGUUUCGUACUUACAAAAAUAAACUUAACAUUAGUAGUGAGACAAAGAUAAGCAAAAACAAAAUAAAAUUCCAUUCAGAUAGAAGGAACGUUCUAGGCUAAAAAUAAAAUUAUAUUACUAUUAACGAAUUCACAAGAAGGAUCUUAAAAAUAUAGAGGCAAACGGAGACGUUGUUUUCUGGUAUAAGUCGAAAAUCCCCACACACCUAUUAGCGUCAUAGCAAAAGAAAUCCUUCGAGGACUCGUCUUUACAUGUCAAUUUGUUGAACCGAAGGAGAAUCGCAUCAAUUAAAGUAUCUUGAAACCCAUUUUAAACCAACAGAGACAGAGAGAUAAAAUUUCAUUUCAAUAAAAAAAAAUCUAACGACUUUCGGAGAGGCGGAAGAACCAACUACAAAAACAAGUUUGUAAACCAAAAUAAUAAAUAAGACACUUAAGAAGAAAGGAAUUUUAAAUUUGACCAACAUGAAGAGAAACAAAUAACCAUCAGAAACCACAGCGGCGAUAAGCCCAGCACAACUAUUAAGGCUUAGAUAACCAGCUGAAAUGUGCAGCAGAAUAAGUCAGUAAAAAAGGGACUUCGUUAUAACCGAAAGCGACGCGAAAGUUACAGGCGAAAUCUACUAGGACCCCAAGCUCGCAGCAGCCAUUACCUGGACUUAUCUAUUGAGCAGAGCAGCAAUGGCCAUCAACUUUUCGGCUUCGUUUGCGGCCUGCAUAGCAGCCGGCCUGAAGGUUCCGCGCCAGAUUAUGUACUGCAUCACCCAGGAUACGGGCCAACCGUACGUCCUCUAUAAGGACUCACAAGACGCAGACCGCAACCCCGGCGCCAUAGGCGCUAGUCCUGCCCAAUGGGGCAGCGACAUGUACCCCAACAUCCAGCAGCAGGCACAGCAGCACCUGACCGCCCAGCAGCAGCAGCAGCAACAACAACAACAGCAAAAUGCGGCACAGGCGGCGGCCCAGGCUGCAGCCGUGGCGGCGGCUACGGGGCAGCCGCAGAGUCCUCCAGGCGGAGGACAGGAGGCCAGGGACAACGGAAGCGGCGACGGUCGACAGCAGCAGGUAUCCCCAUCCUCAAGUCCGUAUCCCUCGGUUCAGCAACAGCAACAACAACAGCAACGUGCAAACGGGGCCGCCGACGAGGACCCCAUGAACCAGCUCGCCAACCAGCAGAACUCCGCGCCCAACCAAAACCAAAGCAGCAACGACCCCCAGCACUCGGGCUCCAAUGCGGGCGAACCAGGCAAUCCGCACGUCCAGCAGAACGGUGGACCGCAGAGCGACCCCGGCAACGGCUUUCAGACUCCGGACUAUUAUGCCCCCCGCCAUGCGGCGCCGCAGGGAGGGAUGCUGGCUCCGCCCGGCUUCCCGCCGCUGCAUUAUCUCAACAAAGGCGUGCUGCCCAUGGAGCAAUCCGGUGGUGGCGGAGGAGGCGGGGCUGGUGAGGGCUAUGCGCUACCCGAACUGCUGCCGGCCCAACAAAAUGGGCAGCAAAACGCCGGACCGGCAAACACCAAUGCCAAUGAGGGCGGUACCGGAGCCAACGGGAGCGGCGUGGGUGGUGCGACAGGAGCUGGUGUGGGCGUGGGCUCAGUGGGCGUGACAUCCGGCGGGAGGACGGGCAAUGGCCCAGGACGCCCACACAAGAACAAGCCGCACAGCGACCUGCGGCUGUUCAAGUGCCUCACCUGCGGCAAGGACUUCAAGCAGAAGAGCACUCUGCUGCAGCACGAUCGCAUUCACACGGACGCACGUCCCUUUCCGUGCUCCGAGUGCGGCAAACGUUUCCGCCAGCAGUCACAUCUCACGCAGCACCUGCGCAUCCACGCCAACGAAAAGCCCUUCACCUGCCCGUAUUGCUCGCGCAGCUUCCGGCAGCGCGCCAUUCUCAACCAACACAUCCGCAUCCAUUCGGGUGAGAAGCCCUUCGCCUGCCCCGAGUGCGGCAAGCACUUUCGCCAGAAAGCCAUCCUCAAUCAGCAUGUGCGCACCCACCAAGACGUCUCACCACACCUCAUCUUCAAGAACGGGCCGCACCCGACGCUGUGGCCCUCGGACGUGCCCUUUCCAGGAGAGGACAACGACACCAAGGGGGAUAUUGCCGGCACGGGCGGUGGGUACCACGACGAAGACUCGCAGGGAACGCCGGACGGCAGUGGCGGCAUGCACUAUCCCUCGUACUUCAAGGACGGCAAGGAUUCUCGCACAGGUCAAAAGAUACUGCCAGAGGUGCUGCAGCACAUCGGUGUAAGGCCGGCGAACAUGCCGCUCUACGUGCGGUGCCCCAUCUGCGACAAGGAGUUUAAGCAGAAGACGACGCUGCUACAACACGGCUGCAUCCACAUCGAGUCGCGGCCGUAUCCCUGCCCGGAGUGCGGCAAGCGCUUCCGCCAGCAGUCGCACCUCACGCAGCAUCUGCGCAUCCACACCAACGAGAAGCCCUUCGGCUGCAUGUACUGUCCGCGCUUCUUCCGCCAGCGGACCAUCCUCAACCAGCACUUGCGCAUUCACACCGGAGAGAAGCCGUACAAGUGCGGCCAGUGCGGUAAGGACUUCCGACAGAAGGCUAUCUUGGACCAGCACACUCGGACCCACCAGGUAGGCGAUCGGCCUUUCUGCUGCCCAAUGCCCAACUGCCGUAGGCGCUUUGCCACGGAGAAUGAGGUGACCAAACACAUCGACAACCACAUGAACCCCAAUACCACCAAGGUGCGCCGCCAGCAGCAGCAGCAGCACCAGCAGCAGCAACAACAGCAACAGCAGCAGCAACAGCAGAACAACAACGCUGUCGCUCAGGUGGCUACAGUAGCCAAUCAUCUGAUGAACGACGCCAAGAGCCUGGCGGCCCAGCAAUUCCUCAACAACAACAACCCUUCGUCGGUGGAUAACAAGGCCAACAUCCUUCCAGUGCGCAGCAUAGCGUCCAACGCGGCAGCCGCCGCCGUCGUCCAGCAGUCGGUAGUGAAGAAUGAACUCUACUUUCCGCAGUGCUAUGGACCUCCCUUCCAGCAUCCCUUCCAAACCCAGCAGCAGCAGGCUCAGCAGCCCAGCGUGGCACACGCCAACGGUGGACCCACGCCGCCCGUUACCGUGACGGUGGCCAACUCGGUGGCAUCCGGCGUAGUGGUGCAGCAGAACGCUUCCGCCUCCGUGGUGGCUCAGUGACAUCCCACCACUGGAGCAACUGGGGCACAACAACAGCAACAGCCGUCUGCGGCGCAGCAGCAACACCAUCCGCCGCCGCCUCCGCCACCCACAUCGUCCGCCCAUCACAUUGCUGCAGCAGCCGCUGCUGUUACAGCGGCCACGCCCUCGUCUGCCCACGGCUCGCCAGUGGCGGCUCCGCAGACUGUGACGCUCUCGAUCACACUGCCGCCGCCGCCGGCCUCCCAUACGGUCCAUCCGGGUCACCCGGGGCAUCCAGGCCAUCCGGGCGUGGCUAGCGGAGCUGCGCCUCCGCCCCCGCCAACUCUGUCACACGCGAUUCCCAUUCAUCCACACAUUCACUCGAUAUUCGGAUCUCUAUGAUGUCACCAGUAGGAGAGAGGAGUGCGGGAGGCGAGAGUUCAAAGUUGAGGACACACACUAUUUACCAUAUUUGAUAGGUUCGAUUAGUUCUCUAGUAUUAGACGCAUACAAAUUCUCCUAGUUUUUAAAACUAAUCUUAUAUCUAAAAACACAGUUUUGGUAAUGGCAAACAAACGAACCGAGAAACAGGACGAGUACUAGUCUUUUUGAAAAGGACUCUAAACUCCUUUGAAACAAACCAUAAACAUGAAAUGCAGAUGGUCACUGUUUAAGAGAGGCAAGAGCGGACAGCCGGAGAAACGAGAGCCAAAACACAACGUUAUACGAUUCCUUUUUGAUAGUUUUGUUUAAGCACCCCAACAACUUAAAAGACUACAAACACAUAAAAUAUUUAUAUACACUCAAACAAAAACAAACACACGGACACUCAAGGAAGGCAAAGUUCGCCAGUCUUGAUCUUUGAUACAAUCGACCGAAAAUAUACAUACAUAUAUGUAUAUUGGGCGUAAAAUAGGGAUAGCGCAGAUAUGGGAUAUGAGUAUGAACAUGUGGCGUGAUAGAGACGGCAGCUAGGAAGAAGGAGGAAGGGAAAGGAACAGGGAAGGGGGAAACGCAGACGUUGGCGCUGAGCAAUUUGUUUUUCGAAGCAGCAUCUAAGUUUAGUUCUGUUCCUUAGAUAUGUACGAGUAUGUCGAUGUAUUGGAAUUUUUAUUGAAUGAUUAUGGAUGAUCAGAUUAGGCUGGGCAAGGAGACUUGGCUAAGCCAAGGGGAAGGGCCGGGCCCCGAAACUCUUAUUAGAAAUUACUUUUCAUUUCAACUGAUAUGUGAUUUUUGAAAGUGUAUAAAACAGUACUUGAAUGCAAUUUAACGAUACGAAAAGUGAAGAACAGGCUUGAUGUCUUCCCCAACUAAUGUGUAAUUUAUGUUGAGUUUUUAUUUAGUAAUUAGGCAUACGUUUAACCCAAAAAUGUCCACACAAUCACACACACACACACACACAAGGCAGACAACGGAAAGGAGCAGGAACAUCAUGUUUAUGUUUUACAUAGCAGGCAAUUCAAAUGUGACUCUUCAGGUGCCAUACGAAUGAACAAUAGUCAAAAGAUAAUGAUGGAUAACACGUAUCAACAUUUUAUCCUAUACUCAAACCGUUCCACCACUUUAAGAACCACCCGACCCCACCAUCCACGUUCAUCCCCUGCCAACUGUGUGGAUAUAAUCGACAAAUUUAGUUUCUUAUCAAAUUUUCCAAUGUACCGUCAAAGCAUUUAUGAUUGUUAUUAAUCUUUUAGCAUAUGUUUCCUACAUAUUUAUGUAUAAAAGUAUACAUAUAUAUCAAUGUGUAUGUAAAGAAAAACCGCGAAGAGCGAAAUUAACUUUAGUUUAGUCGUUUCACCUUAUCAAGUAUCUACUCCACUCAUUAUUUAAUAAAUUUAGGAAUUAGUGUAUUAAGUUUCUAUUGCAAUCAAGGCAAGUGCUCCGAAUACGAUUUGUUUUCACUGUUUUAAGCUUAAAGAUUUUGCAUUAUGUUUGGAUAUAUUAUUUAAUUAUUUCAAUAAAACAAUUAUAUGAUUUAUCUGA